CCGCCUCAUCUGGGAACCCGAAGGCCCUCAGGGCGGAGGAGGGAGGGCGGGAAUUCGAGCAGCUCUCAGCCCGCAGGCUGUGGAGCUCUGUUUCUGCUGGUGGAGUUGGCUGGUUUUCCCGUCCCCACGAAUAAAAAUAAAAGAAUCUGAAAAAGUUGAAGAUACAUAUUCAGUCUCCAAACCAGAAGGUCAACAAAGUGGCAUGUAUUGACUUCUUAUAAGAGAAGAUUAAGGAAAUGCACAAUUUUGAGGAUGAGUUAACAUGUCCCAUUUGUUACAGUAUUUUUGAAGAUCCUCGUGUACUACCAUGCUCUCAUACAUUUUGUAGAAAUUGCUUGGAAAAUGUUCUACAGGCAUCUGGUAACUUUUAUAUAUGGAGACCUUUACGCAUUCCACUCAAGUGCCCUAACUGCAGAAGUAUUAUUGAAAUUGCUCCAACUGGUAUUGAAUCUUUACCUGUUAAUUUUGCGUUAAGGGCUAUUAUUGAAAAGUACCAGCAAGAAGACCAUCCAGAUAUUGUCACCUGCCCUGAACAUUACAGGCAGCCAUUAAAUGUUUACUGUCUCCUGGAUAAAAAAUUAGUUUGUGGUCAUUGCCUUACCAUAGGUCAACAUCAUGGUCAUCCUAUAGAUGACCUUCAAAGUGCCUAUAUGAAAGAAAAGGACACGCCUGAAAAACUGCUUGAACAGCUAACUGACACACACUGGACAGAUCUUACUCGUCUUAUUGAAAAGCUGGAAGAACAAAAAUCUCAUUCGGAGAAAAUGGUCCAAGGUGAUAAGGAAGUUGUUCUCCAGUAUUUUAAGGAGCUUAGUGAUACAUUAGAACAGAAAAAAAAUUUUUUCCUAACUGCUCUUUGUGAUGUUGGCAAUCUGAUUAAUCUAGAAUAUACUCCACAAAUUGAAAGAAUGAAAGAAAUAAGAGAGCAGCAGCUUGAAUUAGUGACACUGACAACAUCUUUACAAGAAGAGCCUCCACUUAAAUUUCUUGAAAAAGUUGAUGAUGUCCGCCAGCGUGUGCAGGUCUUGAAACAAAGACCACUCCCUGAGGUCCCACCUGUUGAAAUUCAUCCUCGAGUAAGCCAAGUACUGAAAGAAGAAUGGAGCAGAACAGAAAUUGGACAAAUAAAGAAACUUCUCAUUCCUGAAAUGAAAAUUUCUUCAAAAAGGAUGCCAUGUUCCUGGCCUGAUAAGGAGGAAAAAGAAGUUGAAUUUUUUAAGAUUCUGAACAUUGUUAUAGUUACACUAAUUUCAGUGAUGCUGACGCUGAUCCUCUUUUUUAACCAACACAUAAUGACCUUUUUAAAUGAAAUCACUUCAAUAUGUUUUUCUGAAGCCUCUCUAUCUGUUUACCAAAGUUUAUAUAAGAAUGUGCAUGAUUUAAAGAAUAUACUAUGUCACACUUUAUAUUUACUGAAGGAAUUCAUGUGGAAAAUAAUUUGUUGAAAAUUCAAAUCUGAAUUGUUUAAGUAGGCUUAUUCUGUACAGCAGACUAAUGACCAUUGCUAAAUGGAGCAAUAGGGGUAGCAUGGGUAAAUAAAAUAGCAAGCUAAAGUUUAUUAGAGUUGCAACAAAUAUAAAUAAUCCCUUUCAUGCUUCUGUUGAAUAGAAAAUGUCAUCAAAAGUUAGAAAUGAGACGGAAUGUCUCUCGUUUUCUGAAAACCAGAACAAAAUCUAAUAAUUACUUGAUUUUGAGUAUUAUCCCAUUUUUAUUGGUUUGAGAGGUUGACUUAAUAUCACUGUGAUAUUUAAAUAUUCUUGUACCAAUAUUAUCUCUUAGCAUUAUAUACUGCAGUGGUUGGCUCUGCAGUUCUUUGUGUAUACGUAGCUUUUAAUUAAAAGAUGGCAAAAUCCCGAAAGGUAAUAAGCUUGACACUUUUGAAUGGACAAAUAAGGAUGGUGAGAAGAGGUUUUAAAUUCAAGUAGCAAAGUCUCAUAGUGAGAGUGGAUUGCUUACAUUAAAGAUGUGUUUGAUCAAAUGUACCUGAUCCACACACAUUCAUGUGUUUUAGGUAGAUUUAAGAGCUCUAAAAUGUUUAUAUCAGCAUUCACUCCUAAUAAAACUAUUGCUUUGGGAAAUCUAAAGUGCCAUUAGGGACCAAACAGUAACAUUCCCUAGUACUUAUUAUUCUGUGGUUUGUGUAAAUUUAUUUUAGGAUUGUAUUUAACUUUUGUGUAGUUUUAGUCAUGUCAGUCAAAUCAGUUCUUGGCUAAAAACUCUAAAACAAACAUGUUACUAGAAUGGACUAUUAUUGAUAUAUCCCACCCUCAUCAUAUUUGAAUGGCAUCAUGUUAACUGUUAUGUCUAAAAUUGUCUUAAAUUUUCUGUUGAACUUUCUCUUAUGCUAAUGCCAAAGUACCAAUAAUUCGAUCUUAUUUUCUGGAAUUGUGUUAUAAAUGGAGGCUACUUAGUUAUUAAGUCAAAUCCCUUUGAUUUAGUUUCCUUUAAUUAACAGGGACUGAACCGUGGUGCUUGUGGUAGGACUCUUAGCCCUUUUGUCCUUGUAACCCUAAGUACAAGCUCACUCACUUUCCAGAAAUUCCAAGUUGGCUGUAGCUCUUGGAUCACAUAUUUAGGAACCUUACUUAGUUCACAGAUUUUCCAGGUCAGAUUAGGUCCUAUAGCUGUGACUGUUCUCAGGGCACUAGUUCUAAAAUACUCCUUAUGUCUUAUCUGCUGAGAACAAGUCUGAACACUAAGAUGGCUGGCUGUAUUGUCAAUUUAUGAUCAGAAUCAGAAUAUCAGAAUCAGAAUAGCACAACUACCUGUUGUGUGGGCAGAGAACAUCUGGAGGAGGUGGAGGAGGUAUAUGUUCAGCUUACCAACUAACUUUAGACUGAAGUUGCAUCGACUUGAUUAAAGUAAUAGUUACAACACAAAAAUGCCACAUACUUUUUGGAAUACAUAUAAAUAUUAGUAAGCACUGAAAUGUUAGGUAUUAUGUGUCAAAAAUGUAAUCUCAUAUUUCUCGUGUGUAUUAAUCCUUUUUGUAGAUUAGGAAACAGACACAAAAGUAAAUUGCCCAAGGCCAUGUAUCUAGUAUAUGAGAGACUCCAUGUAUUCUUUUCAGAGUUCAUCUGUCGUGCUAUCUUUAAAGGAUUUAAGCCAAGAUUUUUAAAUUAAAUUAGGGUUUCUAAUAUAUGUCUAUGAAUCACAGCUAAAAACUGAAGCAUUUUAAGUUUGACCUUAAUAUUUUUUGUAACUUGCCAGUUUUUAGUAGAACUUUA
Messenger RNA from Balaenoptera ricei (Rice's whale), 3227 nucleotides. RefSeq names its product tripartite motif containing 59 (gene TRIM59). The transcript is spliced from 4 exons. Gene Ontology annotation, biological process: cilium assembly. Gene Ontology annotation, cellular component: centrosome; intraciliary transport particle B; cilium. Lineage: Eukaryota; Metazoa; Chordata; Mammalia; Artiodactyla; Balaenopteridae. Gene Ontology annotation, molecular function: zinc ion binding. The coding region runs from base 237 to 1445 and encodes 402 amino acids. The record is from RefSeq and is a predicted model, not a curated record.